AAAAUGCAUAAUUAUUUUCGCAAUUUACUUCAAAAUCGUGUAUUUUCUGUGGCACUUGGAUCAGUUCGGAAUAAAUAUAAAUAUGUUGGGAUGAUUGAAGAAUCCGAUGGAACGCUUAAAGGUGACAUUAAAGCAGGGAUGGAGCGAGUUAUGCUUAAAGAAUUGGUUCAUGGUUUUGCCCACGUUUUUGGACACAUGUUUAUGGAGCCGGCCACAAUCAACUACCCUUUUGAGAAGGGUCCGCUUAGCACCCGAUUCCGAGGAGAGCAUGCACUUCGUCGCUAUCCUUCAGGCGAGGAGCGUUGUAUCGCUUGUAAAUUGUGUGAGGCUAUAUGUCCUGCCCAGGUUUUUUUAAAUUAUUUUUUUAAAUAUAAUUUAAAGGCAAUAACAAUCGAGACUGAAACACGUCCAGACGGUAGUCGACGAACAACACGUUAUGACAUUGAUAUGACAAAAUGUAUUUAUUGUGGAUUGUGUCAAGAAGCUUGCCCUGUUGAUGCUAUUGUUGAAGGUCCAAACUUUGAAUAUUCAACAGAAACACACGAAGAAUUACUUUAUAAUAAAGAAAAGCUUUUAUCAAAUGGUGAUCGUUGGGAGCCAGAAUUGGCAGCAAAUUUGCAAGCAGAAUUUUUGUAUAGAUAAAUUUGGGAUGAAAAUAAUAUUUCGAAAAUUAGAAAAAAUUUUAUUUGUUUGUUUGAAAAAUAUUUUAGGUUUUUUGAUAAAAUUUUUGUUUUUUCUUUAAUUUUCUAUAAUUUGAUUGGUAUUUUAAAUCCAAAAAUUUUUUUAUUUAAUAUUUUGAGGUUUUUGAAUUUUUAAUUUUUAUUUUUUCUUUUAGUUCUCUUUUUCACAUGCUUUAUUUUCUAUUUUUGGAAAGGCCUGUUUUGACGCUCGCAAUUUUUUAAAGUGUUUUUAAUGGCUAUUAAUUUUGUUGAUGCCUAGUUUGUGGUUUAACUAUGUCCAGGUUCUAAUCUGCCAGCGGUUGUUUUUUUCUUUUUUUUUUGAAAAAAUUUUUCAAAUUUUUGGAGAUUUUUUUCUGAAAGUUUUUUAGAAUUUUUCUAUGAUUUUUUAAAAGUCAUUGAAUUUUAAAAUUAAAGAAAUUUAUUUAAAUUCAUUUUUGAAAAAAAACAAAUUCUAAAAAUAUAUUCUAUUUUUAUAAGUGGGUGUUAAAAAGGGGGUUAGUGCAGCUGCAUUCCUUUCGCGUAACAUUUUUAUCGUCCAAAAAAAUCUAUCGAUAUAUUACUUACUCUCUUUUUUUCUGCUUAUUAAAUUACACUUUUCCGGAAUUUUUUUCUUAAUUAAAUUUUUAAUUUUUUUAUUUAUCAAAUUUUAUUUUUUCAGCACCAAAAAUUUUUUUGAAAAUUUUUCUGGGAAUAUGUGGGAUUUUUUGAGUAGAUUUUUUGUUGGUAGGUGCG
Meloidogyne enterolobii is the source of this 1412-nucleotide messenger RNA. Lineage: Eukaryota; Metazoa; Nematoda; Chromadorea; Rhabditida; Meloidogynidae. The record is from the annotation of a GenBank genome assembly.